Loxodonta africana (African savanna elephant) is the source of this 5839-nucleotide messenger RNA. It is a transcript of the gene AP2B1, whose product is annotated as adaptor related protein complex 2 subunit beta 1. Gene Ontology annotation, molecular function: clathrin binding. Bases 251 to 3106 code for a protein of 951 amino acids. Gene Ontology annotation, biological process: intracellular protein transport; vesicle-mediated transport. The record is from RefSeq and is a predicted model, not a curated record. Gene Ontology annotation, cellular component: membrane coat; clathrin adaptor complex. The transcript is spliced from 22 exons. NCBI's taxonomy places the organism in Eukaryota, Metazoa, Chordata, Mammalia, Proboscidea, Elephantidae.
GGGCGUGGCCGCUGGCAGAUGCGGGGUGCCGUGGCGACGUACGUUCUGUAGCUGCUUUGAUGGCUAGUCCGGGAGUUAGGAGGGCCGAAGGCCAGGGGUGUGGCCGUUGGAGACGGGAGGCCGAGGGGAGAACCUUCCUUCUUCCCCGCCUGGCGUCCUUCCCGGAGAGGCUGAGACGUGUCCACUGAGCCCCAAGGAGGAGGAUUCCCCCAAAGCUUUGCUCGUCGGUGCACAUUAAAGAUCCAGAACCAUGACUGACUCCAAGUACUUCACAACCAAUAAAAAAGGAGAAAUCUUUGAAUUAAAAGCUGAGCUCAACAAUGAAAAGAAAGAAAAGAGGAAGGAGGCUGUGAAGAAAGUGAUUGCUGCUAUGACUGUGGGAAAGGAUGUUAGCUCGCUCUUUCCAGAUGUAGUGAACUGUAUGCAGACUGACAACCUGGAACUAAAGAAACUCGUGUAUCUCUACUUGAUGAACUAUGCCAAGAGUCAGCCAGACAUGGCCAUCAUGGCUGUCAACAGCUUUGUGAAGGACUGUGAAGAUCCCAAUCCAUUGAUUCGAGCCUUGGCAGUCAGAACCAUGGGCUGCAUCCGGGUGGACAAGAUUACAGAAUAUCUCUGUGAGCCCCUCCGCAAGUGCUUGAAGGAUGAAGACCCCUAUGUUAGGAAAACUGCUGCAGUCUGCGUGGCAAAGCUCCAUGAUAUCAAUGCCCAAAUGGUGGAAGAUCAGGGAUUCCUGGAUUCUCUGAGAGAUCUCAUAGCAGAUUCAAAUCCAAUGGUGGUGGCUAAUGCUGUAGCAGCAUUGUCGGAAAUCAGCGAGUCUCACCCAAACAGCAAUCUGCUUGAUCUGAACCCACAGAACAUUAAUAAGCUGCUAACAGCCCUGAAUGAGUGCACUGAGUGGGGCCAGAUUUUCAUCCUCGACUGCCUAUCUAACUACAACCCUAAAGACGACCGGGAGGCUCAGAGCAUCUGUGAGCGGGUAACUCCCCGGCUAUCCCAUGCCAACUCAGCAGUGGUGCUCUCAGCAGUAAAAGUCCUAAUGAAAUUUCUAGAGUUGUUACCUAAGGACUCUGACUACUACAAUAUGCUGCUGAAGAAGUUAGCCCCUCCACUUGUCACUUUGCUGUCUGGGGAGCCAGAGGUGCAGUACGUCGCCUUGAGGAACAUCAACCUAAUUGUCCAGAAAAGGCCUGAAAUCUUGAAGCAGGAAAUCAAAGUCUUCUUUGUGAAGUACAACGAUCCCAUCUAUGUUAAACUGGAGAAGUUGGACAUCAUGAUUCGUUUGGCAUCCCAAGCCAACAUUGCACAGGUUCUGGCAGAACUGAAGGAAUAUGCCACAGAGGUGGAUGUUGACUUUGUUCGCAAAGCUGUGCGAGCCAUUGGACGGUGUGCCAUCAAGGUGGAGCAAUCUGCAGAGCGCUGUGUAAGCACAUUGCUUGAUCUCAUCCAGACGAAAGUAAAUUAUGUGGUCCAAGAGGCAAUUGUUGUCAUCCGGGACAUCUUCCGAAAGUAUCCCAAUAAGUAUGAAAGUAUCAUUGCUACUCUGUGUGAGAACUUAGACUCGCUCGAUGAGCCAGAUGCUCGAGCAGCUAUGAUUUGGAUCGUGGGAGAAUAUGCUGAAAGAAUUGACAAUGCAGAUGAGUUACUAGAGAGCUUCCUAGAGGGUUUUCACGAUGAAAGCACCCAGGUGCAGCUCACUCUGCUUACUGCCAUAGUGAAGCUGUUUCUAAAGAAACCAUCAGAAACACAGGAGCUGGUCCAGCAGGUCUUGAGUUUGGCAACCCAGGAUUCUGAUAACCCUGACCUUCGAGACCGAGGCUAUAUUUACUGGCGCCUUCUCUCAACGGACCCUGUCACAGCCAAAGAAGUAGUCUUGUCUGAGAAGCCACUGAUCUCUGAGGAAACAGACCUUAUUGAGCCAACUCUGCUGGACGAACUAAUCUGCCACAUUGGUUCUUUGGCCUCUGUGUACCAUAAGCCUCCCAAUGCUUUUGUAGAAGGAAGUCAUGGAAUCCAUCGCAAACACUUGCCAAUUCAUCAUGGGAGCACUGAUGCGGGUGACAGCCCUGUUGGCACCACCACCGCAACCAACCUGGAACAGCCUCAGGUUAUACCCUCUCAAGGUGACCUUCUAGGGGACCUUUUGAACCUUGACCUUGGUCCCCCGGUCAAUGUGCCACAGGUAUCAUCCAUGCAGAUGGGAGCAGUGGAUCUCUUGGGAGGAGGACUAGAUAGUCUGCUUGGCAGUGACCUUGGCGGGGGCAUUGGAGGAAGUCCGGCAGUUGGGCAGUCCUUCAUCCCAUCAUCGGUGCCUGCAACAUUUGCUCCUUCACCUACUCCUGCUGUGGUCAGCAGUGGUCUGAAUGACCUUUUUGAACUCUCCACAGGCAUAGGCAUGGCACCUGGUGGAUAUGUGGCUCCUAAGGCUGUCUGGCUGCCUGCAGUAAAGGCUAAAGGCUUAGAGAUUUCAGGAACAUUCACUCACCGCCAAGGACACAUCUAUAUGGAAAUGAACUUCACCAAUAAAGCUCUGCAGCACAUGACAGACUUUGCCAUCCAGUUUAACAAGAAUAGCUUUGGUGUCAUCCCCAGUACUCCUUUGGCCAUCCAUACACCUCUGAUGCCAAACCAGAGCAUUGAUGUCUCCCUGCCUCUCAACACCUUAGGCCCAGUCAUGAAGAUGGAACCUUUGAAUAACCUGCAGGUGGCUGUGAAAAACAAUAUUGAUGUCUUCUAUUUCAGCUGCCUCAUCCCACUCAAUGUGCUUUUUGUAGAAGAUGGCAAAAUGGAGCGCCAGGUCUUCCUUGCAACCUGGAAGGAUAUUCCCAAUGAAAAUGAACUUCAAUUUCAGAUUAAGGAAUGUCAUUUAAAUGCUGACACUGUUUCCAGCAAAUUGCAAAACAACAAUGUUUAUACUAUUGCCAAGAGGAAUGUGGAAGGGCAGGACAUGCUGUACCAAUCCCUGAAGCUCACUAAUGGCAUUUGGAUUUUGGCAGAGCUACGUAUCCAGCCGGGAAACCCCAAUUAUACGCUGUCACUGAAGUGUAGAGCUCCUGAAGUCUCUCAGUACAUCUAUCAGGUUUAUGACAGCAUUUUGAAAAACUAAUGGACUGGUCCAGUGUCCUCCAGCCACCCUGUGAUUGGUGCAAGCCAAGAGCUCUUAACUAGAAGAAAUUGUAUUGAUGUGUAGAAUCUGAACCCAAACACACUGAGGCCACCCACCAAGGUAGUGACUAGUCUAACCUGCGCUAACAUUAGGGCCCAACCUGUUGGAUAUGUUUAGCUUCCUGUGAACAUUUGUAACCGCUGCUUCAAUCACUUCCCACCUCUUGCCACCUGCUGCUGCAGUCUGUCCUUACUUGUCGGCUUCUCCAUGCUGUGCCAAUGGCUGGCGUUUUCUAUACCUGCUUUUGAGUGUGGUUUGAUAUUUUGUAAUCGAGAGCUCAUUUCAAAAACAGAACAAGGAAAAAAAAUAUUAAAGCAAGGAAAAGUGUCACUGAAACAUAAACUGCACUUUAUUGUUUUAUAUUUUUGUACAUAAUAGAAAUUGAGGGAGUAGUGUAACCAGUAAAAAGUGCUGAAACAACUGACCGUCAUUGACCACGCAGUCCUGGAGGAGGAGACACAGUUACUUGCCCCACCCCGUUAGGGGCUGUCUUACAACCUUGUCCCUGGUCAUUUGGAUUUUCACUUUUUUUCUUCCCCUUCCACACUCCUUUUCCUUGGCCAGGCAUUGUGAUUCCCCCUGUCCCGUAUUAUCACCUCGUUUGAUUGCUCUGCAGUUAGGAAGGCUGUGCCUCCUUGAAUGAUGUUUCAGGGCACAGGAAAUAGGGCCUGUCAGCACCAGGCCUGAGAAAAAUUGGAACUUUCCUUCUCCCGAACAAACCCACAAAUAACAUUGGUUGAGGAAUUUGAAAAGAGAUGGGAGAUAGGGGCCAAAAUACCCUCCACUCACCCCUUUCCCUGUAUUUUUUAGGUUCUGUUCACACCUAAAAUCACAGAGUAUUAGAGUUGAAACAGACUUUAAGUAAUAGCUUAUCUAACUUUGUUUUUCUGCAAAGGACAAUACAAGGCAGAAAGGUAGUGUUGCCUGAGGCCUGUCAGCCUUUUCAGUAGAAGACCUGGGCCAGGUCUCCUAAGUCGCCAUCAGUGUUGUUUUCCCUGCAGGACUGUCUCUCAUUGUUUGCCUUUCUCCUGCCUUUCUGUGCCUGCUUCUUUGUGGCUGUUCACAUCCUCCGGACUGAUUUCAGCACUCCAUCCAUUGGCAUCAGGUUGCGGCACAGUAGCUUUUCAGUGACUUGAAGGUAAAUCCAAAUGCCAAAAUGAAGGAGUAGCUUGUCUGCCCGUAUGCUCCUGCAGCUGCAGUUCUUGAGGCCAGCAGGGUGAAUGCAGAGAUGAAGUGAGCUUGCGGUGUCGCAGAUUCCCUUCAUCCCUCCAGUUCUGAUCUGCCCUUUACUCACGUUAGACACCAAGGCAAAUCGAGAUCAUCGCAGAGGGUCAAGCAGUUCUUGUCAUCUCUCAGAAGACUGGGGCAUGUGAAAUCCCCUCCUUAACACAUUGGGUAUGAUUUGUCAAAGAAUGCUUCGUGCCCCCAACACCAGCUUAUUUAGCAGUGCUCACACAGUUUCAUCUGUGGGCUCUUGUUCCUUUGCCUGGCCCCUUGCCUGGCACCCAGUAUUCAGGGUCCAUGACCAAGACUGCUCUGCUCAAUGUCCUGCUCAAAUCAGAGACACCUCAAAGUCGAGAGGCCUCAAGUUGGACUCAGACCUAUGAGUGAGUCCAAGAGGAGGAAUGGAAGAAAACAAGAGCGAAAGCUAGCCGCCCCACCCCCCACCCUCUCCCCAGCCCUGUAAUGUCUGAAAUGACCCUGAUUCAUACCAGUGCAAAGCGUGGGAGAGGGGAUGCCCAAAGCAGUUCUUAAGCCUUGAGAUUCUCCAAGAGAAAAAUUGUUGGGGUGGGGAAAAAUAUGUCCUGCACUCACCAUACCUCAGGCAUAUGGGGAAUAGGAAGUAACAGAGGAUUGUGUGUGUGAGGUGGGCACGUCAGUGUUGUAUGGUGUGGAAGUGCAGCUGGAUAAAGUUCCCUUGUUGGGGAAUCAUUCAAUGGAGUCAGCUGAACACAAGCAGUGAAGAUAGCACACACUACAGGUACAGUGUCCUCAUCUCAAAGCACACUAGUUCCUGAAGGAAGAGUGUUUAUCAGGGCCAGGAGACAAGACUUUUAUACGAGAUCUGUCCCUCAACCCCCAGAACUAGGCCUUGCUCAGCCUUCCCGCCAAUGAGGGAUAACAGCCUCAGUUCUCAGCUGGCCUGACUGAGCCAAUCUGUGAACACUUUGCUCCCUUGGGGAGGCUGCCAGCCUUUGCACCCCUGAGCAGAAUUACAGAGGGAUUCUGCUUAUUAUAAAAGGACUUCUCUCCUGAAGAGACAGACCUGUUGCUUCCACCGUGGCUUCCAUUUUGGCCCAUUUCAAGCUGGGCUGAAUUGAGGAAGCAGGGUCGAGGUCGCCCUGCUUUCCCGCCUCCUCUGCCUCCGCCUCAGUGGGUCUUUGUAACUGCUGGCUGGCGUCUGUACAGAAGGCAAGGGAAGAGCAAACACACACCCAGAAGUCUUGCUGGUCAGAGAUUGCCUGAGUGUCCUCUCCCAAGCCUGUUCCCGUGUGCCUGUGCUGUGAAGUUUGGGAUGUGGAGAGAAAUGGGGAGGGGGGAGGGGUAAAUGUUGCCCUAAGGGUGCUUGUCAUUCUUUUGUUAUUGUCUGGGAUCUGUCCUGGGGAGGGUGGGGGUUGGGGGAAAGCCUCACCUUGUGUCUUCGUGAAUAAACUCUCAUUUACACAAAAUAAA